ACAUUUCCCAUUUGGCUUUCCAAUCUUCGAUUCAGCAACACUCCAGCUAUGAACCUAGACCUAGAGACGAUGAUGCGCAGCACUUUGCCCCCUGAGGAGACCACGGUGUCGGCGAUCAUCGCACAGUAUCUAGCAGAAAACAGUCAGAUUUUCAAAGAACUGACUGAUCUCCGAUUGAAGGGCUGGAAUACCUCUGAGGGCGAUCAGUUUUUCCAGGCUCGUCGUGCACAAUCUGACAACGCCAAUAAGACACAGAAGCAACUGCGAGGCUUCUUCAAGAUGACAUGUGAGAUCGGACAGGAGAUGGAUGAGAACACAUCAGUCAUUACAUUCGCAGCAGCUGAUGGAGGUCAGUCCCCAAGAGUCCUGGAUAUCGGUAUGGCCCCGGGUGGGUUCACUCAGACUGUGCUACGUAAACAUCGUGACGCCAGGAUACGGGGCAUCACGUUGCCAUCAGACAUGGGAGGUCUGCGAAUCAUGCUUCCAAGAUGGAGGAACAACCUGAAGAUUCGUAUAGAAUUCGCCGAUGUCACGAUGCUAGUAAACGAGAUGGGACUGGGACGGCCGGCAACAUUCAUACCGACUCGACACCCGAACACCGCAACGUUUUCUUCAAAAAGACUGUUCGGGGACGAGAUGUUCGACCUUGUGUUCUGUGGCGCGACGGGCGCAACGACUCGACGUGCGUGUGCUGGUGCUGAACAUCAUGAGCCGCACAAGAGGCUACGAUUAGCCACGAGCCAGUUGGUCUUCGCACUUCAGCGUUUACGCAACCAAGGUUCACUGGUCUUAGUUAUGCAUAAGCCAGAAUCAUUCGAUACUGCCGAGAUCAUCCGCACGUUCACAAAGUGCUCAAGCGUGCGCCUUUUCAAGUCGAAAACGAAGCAUGCAAUCACUUCUUCCUUCUAUAUGGUGGCGAGGAAGGUGGAUACGCGGAGUGAAGAAAUGCAGUCUGCUGUUGUUAAAUGGAAGGAACAAUGGGAGAAUGCAAUGUGUCAAUCAGGUGAAGCGCUCCCGACUUGUCCCCGCGCAUCUGAAGAUCGAGUUCGCGAGAUGCUGGCAGAGUUCGGACCAGAGCUUAUCGAUCUUGCCACGCCACUUUGGAAGAUCCAAGCCGAUGCUCUUCGAGCGUCUCCGUUUCUCAAAGAGUCAAAAAGCACGAGCUAA
Molecule: messenger RNA, 1167 nt
Organism: Alternaria burnsii
Lineage: Eukaryota; Fungi; Ascomycota; Dothideomycetes; Pleosporales; Pleosporaceae
Exons: 2
Biological process (GO): methylation
Molecular function (GO): methyltransferase activity
Source: RefSeq, a predicted model, not a curated record